Messenger RNA from Desarmillaria tabescens, 1164 nucleotides. RefSeq lists its product as uncharacterized. Gene Ontology annotation, molecular function: protein binding. NCBI's taxonomy places the organism in Eukaryota, Fungi, Basidiomycota, Agaricomycetes, Agaricales, Physalacriaceae. The record is from RefSeq and is a predicted model, not a curated record. The transcript has 5 exons. The coding region runs from base 1 to 1164 and encodes 387 amino acids.
AUGACUAUCACUCUCAACAACCUCCCUGAUGACCUCUUGAUUGAUGCCAUCGCAUUUCUCUCUGUCCCUGAUAUCCUGUUUCUCUGCCAGGCAUGUACACGGUUCAACACAUUCAAACUCAAUAUUCUCUCGAAUGAUUACCCCUGUCCCAUCAAUGAUACUGAUCACAAACAGCGUACAUGUCAUGCCUACCGACUUGCGACUCGAUGGCUUGCAGACUAUCCUAUGAUCCCCACGAGCAUCAUAAAAUUCACUGCCUCACCCGCAUCUGAUAUCAAAUUCAUACCAGGAUGGCAACACAAGUGGAUUUUGAUUGUAUCAGAGGGGAUCCGGACUGUGCUGACAAUAUGGGAUGUCGCUCGUGCGCACAAGUGCUCAGAGUGGUUACCCAAAGGCGGGAAGCUAUUCACCAAGAUAAUUCUUAAUGAAGACCCUGAGUCUGAAGUGAGCAUUGUGGUCGCGUUGUAUGGAUCAGAAAGAAUUUUGUUCCUCCAUCUCGACGACGAUGGAGCCUUGCACAAAGUCCAUGACAUCGAUGUUGGUUUCCACCCAGUCAGCAUGACUGGCGAUGUUAUAGCUUUCAGCGACGACAUUUCCAAAGCAUUGAUCUACAACUGGAAGACAGAGGAGCAGGCCUACCUCGAUGAUGGAGGCGACAUGCAGGACAAUGAUUGCAACCAUAUCAUCUUUGCCCCGACCUCCAUUGAUUGUUGUCAUCCCCACCAACUCUCUCAGUACCUUUUUGACUGGCACGAUCACACCAGCGCAACACCUACAUCCCUCCUCACGCUCUCUGAGAGCUACAGACUGUGGACGUUAGAAACCAAUUUGUUCCAACUGUACUCCCUGGCAUCCGUUCCCCCAAUGCUCCUCUCCAGAGGAUUAUCCCGCCAUUGUGUACUCUCAUAUGUUGACAUGGUCCUUGGCAAGCGGGGUACAGCGGUAUGGAUCAGCCCUGAAGAAUGUGCCACAGCAGAGUAUCGUGGCUGCAAAACCUUGAUUGCAGCCAUAUUCCCUGGUCCACUCAACGCUAUGGCCGAAGUCCGCAUUCACGAGCUAUGCUCAAACACCCCCAACAACUGGGAUGCAUUGGAUUAUGAUGAAGAACUCGGGAGGAUUGCCCUCGGUUCGUGCCUUGGGGAAGUUACCAUUGUUCAGUUGUAG